GGGAAAACAAGAUGGUGUCCGGACUGGACAACGGCUCCUCGGGGUAGGGCAGUCGAGCCCAUUCAUGUCCAAAGCCCUCUCACGGCCCAACCUGAUGUCUAGGUGUGUUAGGAAUCUAUAUCUCCAACAUUGCAGCUUCCGCUCCGCUACCUCCUCGUCAACUGGGUACACUAGCAGCACAUGAGUCGCCAGGCUGCCGAAAUCGAACCCAGCAACCCCAAAACCCCAACACAUUGACUAGGGCACAUGAGCUCAGGUCUUUACGCCAUGGAUAUCGGAACUGCCAUCGCAACAGGGACUCUGGUCUACCAGUUCAUUAGCGCCUGCGCCGAGUUUUCGUCCAAGGCUGGCGCUCUCGCAAUGGGCAUCUCCAUGGACAUGAGGGGUCUCCAAAACGUCCAGGAAUACUUCGACAACCGGAGGCAGCAGCAACAGAACCACAUACUGUCCAACGAUGACGAGCAGCUGCUUCAGGAGAUAUCAAGACAUCUCAAGGGCUUGAUGGACAAAGCGCCCCGGAGCCUCAAGGCACUUCGAAGCACAGGCGUCAGCAGAGCCGCCCUCGCCUUGACUUGGUUUAUCAGGCGGUCCGAAUUUUUACAACUACAUAACGAUCUUCGUGACAUGUUGGAUAGGCUAGACGUGAAAGUCAUUCGUCUCCCGCCCGAGGUCCGCACCGCCAUUCGGCUCGACAUCCCACCUGAAGGACCGGGCCGAGUACCAGCCCCAGCUAUCAUCCGAAGCAACGAGGGCCUCCGGCGUUUUGUCCAACUCGAGCCAGAUGACAAAAAGAAACUAGGCCUGGGAAUGCGGCUGAAAGAUGCCAGCCAGCUAGAUCUACUUCUCGCCGAUUCACCCGACCUCCGCAGUUUCCCUGUGAGCUUCAAAGACAGACAGCUCAUUUUCGCCGCCCGCAGUGUAUCGGAGAACGUUGCCUCAGAGACGUCCGCUUUCAACAAGCUCGAAACGGAUGUUGGCAUCCUCGCUGCAGCGCUCAACUACCUUGAUCCUGCGGCCGACAUCCGGCUGCUCAAGGUAGAAUUCUACCACUACCACGCCGAGAGCCGCCAAUUCCUCUUUGCCCAUUAUGCCCCGUACCGCACCGACCUUGUCACGACGCUGAAGGAGCGUAUCAGGACCGAUCCCUUCCCCGAGGUCCAAGUACCUCUGAACCAGCGACUCAAACUUGCGUACAAGCUAGCCGAGGCCGUCUUCUUCCUCCAUGCUGCCGACUACGUGCACAAGAACAUCACCCCGUCGAGCGUUGUGUCAUUCCGCAAGUGGGAGGAAGAGGAACCGGACGAGCCGAGCACUGAUCUCGAGGACGCUUACCUCAUGGGCUACGACUUGAUCCGCGCGAUCGAGGCGCGGACCAGGAAGGAAGGUGCUAUCAAGAGGGACGGGGACGAGCGGUCCAUCUGGGAAUUUGACCUCUAUCAGCACCCGAAACGGCAGCUGGGAAAGGACAGCAAGAAAUACGCCAAGGAGUUUGACGUGUACAGCCUGGGCGUUGUUCUACUCGAGAUAGGAAUGUGGCAACCCCUGGAGUCUGUGGCACUGCGGUUGGACCAAGGAGACCCCAAAAGCUGGGCCGGUUACCUUGUUGACAUUGCUACAGAGCAGCUGAAGCCGGUUGUGGGAGAAAGGUACUGCAAGUUGGUUUCCUGGUGUCUCAAGCUUGACAGCAAUGAUGGGAUGAAAGAGACUGAUUUCGUUGCUAAUCUGCUGGAUCCGCUGGAGGAUAUGGUCAACGCGCUAUCUUAGCACUGUGGUAAAAUAACCGGUUCCGUUAUUUGCUGCGUUGGGAAAUUAAGUGAUUAUGAAAUAGAGAUUGAGUUGACGAUAGUUAAUUCCAGCUCAAAGCCACUUAUAUAUAUCGCAGUAAGAGAGCUGGUCGGUUUGAACAUGUUCAAAAUAAAAUAUCACUUAUGAUCUAAUUGUUGAGUGUUUUCCAUAUAUAAUGACUCUGGUAGCUCGCUUAACAUAGAACUAAGAUGGCUAUCUUGGGGUCACCUCUCUACAACG
Messenger RNA from Hyaloscypha bicolor E, 2025 nucleotides. RefSeq lists its product as uncharacterized. Gene Ontology annotation, molecular function: protein kinase activity; ATP binding. NCBI's taxonomy places the organism in Eukaryota, Fungi, Ascomycota, Leotiomycetes, Helotiales, Hyaloscyphaceae. The transcript has a single exon. The coding region runs from base 247 to 1764 and encodes 505 amino acids. The record is from RefSeq and is a predicted model, not a curated record. Gene Ontology annotation, biological process: protein phosphorylation.